This is a messenger RNA of Zygosaccharomyces rouxii, 3123 nucleotides long. RefSeq names its product Bst1p (gene BST1). NCBI's taxonomy places the organism in Eukaryota, Fungi, Ascomycota, Saccharomycetes, Saccharomycetales, Saccharomycetaceae. Gene Ontology annotation, molecular function: phosphatidylinositol deacylase activity. Gene Ontology annotation, cellular component: endoplasmic reticulum. Gene Ontology annotation, biological process: endoplasmic reticulum to Golgi vesicle-mediated transport; GPI anchor metabolic process. The transcript has a single exon. The record is from RefSeq and is a predicted model, not a curated record. Bases 1 to 3123 code for a protein of 1040 amino acids.
AUGGUAAUGGGGGUUCGAAGAGUCCUGAGUUCAUUGGCUAGAAGGGGUUAUAAUGCUUCACCUCUGCCAUUGAUAAAUUCAAUCUUCCAAGAUAAUUCAGAUUCGACUAGAAAAAUCUCAAGAGUUGGCGGUUGCGAUCAAGAUGAAGCUAAACCUGAAGAUUAUGGAGCAGAUUUAACUUUAAUAGACCUAAAUCAACAACAAACUCGAAAAUGCCGAUGUAGAAUGAAAGUUAUCGCAGCUAUCGGUAUGAUAUUGGCAUUGGUGACUGCAUAUUUUACCGUAUUUGGUACCUUCCAUGGUGCUGAUUCACCCAAAUGUCACUCUGUUUACAUGUACCCAUCAUACGCCAAAAUUGAUGGAUUUGAUUCUAAAUUUACUUCAUUGGCUCAAAAAUACCACCUGUAUCUUUAUAGAGAACAAGGAUUAGAUACAGAACCGAUGGAAGAUAAUUCAAUUCAGUUAGAUGGGAUUCCAGUUUUAUUCAUUCCUGGUAAUGCAGGAAGUUUUAAACAAGUUAGAUCGAUUGCAGCUAUAUGUUCAGAAUUAUAUUUUGCCAGUGAAGGCGAAAUAAAAAAUCCCUACAGGAGAAAUCUGGACUUUUUUGCCGCCGACUUCAAUGAAGAUUUUACAGCAUUCCAUGGAAGGACUAUGCUUGAUCAGGCAGAAUACUUGAACGACGCAAUCAGAUACAUCUUAUCACUCUAUGGGCAGAAUUAUUCGUAUGAAGGCCCUAUACCCACAUCUGUAAUAAUUUUAGGUCAUUCAAUGGGAGGAUUGGUCGCGCGUAUCCUACCUACAUUACAAAAUCAUGUACCAGAUUCCAUUCAAUCUAUCAUUACACUCUCUUCACCUCAUGCCGCAUCACCUGUCACUUUUGAUGGUGAUAUCCUGAAAAUUUAUCAGCAGACAAAUGACUUCUGGAGUUCUCAAUUUCAAGACAGAGAUUCAUUCAUGUCCAAAAACGUAUCGUUGAUAUCAAUAACAGGCGGGAUAUUAGAUUCUACUUUACCAGCUGACUAUACAGCUAUAGAGAACAUUAUACCAUUAGAAAACGGCUUCACCACCUUUUCCACAGGAAUCCCCGAUGUUUGGACUCCCAUUGACCAUUUAGCUAUUGUAUGGUGCAAUCAAUUAAGAGAGGUCAUCGGAAGGCUUUUACUGGAAACAGUUAAUACCAAUAGUACGGAGAAAGUGCUACCAUUGAAGGAGAGAAUGUCAAUUUCGAGAAAGCUUCUUCUUUCAGGACUUGAGGAAUAUGCGUCUCGGGAUUUUGAUUUGGCUGAUCCACAGCACCAUUUUAAAAAUUAUGAAGCUAAAGAUUUCGAAGGUGCUGAAGUUGUUAAACUUGACGAAAGAUUUACUGUGUCACCAGACAAUGUCGAUGUUUCAGCCAAAUAUACUAAAUUCAUUUUACCUGACAGUGAUCCGACUGCCAUGUUUUAUUUUCUUACAUCAAUGUCAUCUACUUCCAUGCAUUUUUGCAAAGAGGGUAAAUUUAUUAAUGAGAAGAAAGGUAGCAUACUAGAAUGUGUGGAUGCUGAACCAAAUCUUUUGCAUAUCCCUGCAUCGUCUGAAUAUACAGAGUCUCCCGGUGACUCAGGAAUGGAUGGGAGUUCAGAACCAUUCAAGUUUUUGGAAUUGGAUGGUAGAGUGCUUUCUCAUUACGAUUUUGUAUUGUUGAAGAGCCCCAAUCUGGCUGACAUUACAAAUGAAGAUUUUAUGAUUGCCGGCGUUACCUCAGGUAUUAAUAUGACAAUUAGCCCCGUAACACCUCUCGAAGUUGCUCUCUAUGGGUUUGAAAUUGAACUAAAUUCACAAUUUUCUUGGCACGAAGUUAGUCUCCCCAAUUUGUGGGAAUCUUUAAUCGCUUAUGAACUCGAUGUAAAAAUGGAUCACACUGGAGGAAACCCCAUUUUCGAGCCAUUUAUCAGACAAUGGAACCAUGAUCCUGGUGAAACUAAGUGGCAUGUUAACGUAGCACAAAAAAAGACUGACAUAUUCAUGCACAACGUUGCUCCUUUCGUCCCACUGGAGGAAACACACGAUAAGGCUCUCAAAUUGAAAGUUUUCCAACCACCUAAUUCCAAUUUACGUCUGAGGAUGAAAAUAAAUUGGAAAAUGACUUUGCAAAUGCUUUUCCUAAGGUACAGAUUGUCAUUUUUAGCUCUCCCCAUUAGUGUUGUUUCAAUUGUCAUGGCAUACCAGUUCUUUUGGUAUAAUAAAACCUCUAAUUUUUUGAAUUUCGAAGAUGCUUUGAGUUUGAUCUUAUACAAAUACUGGAUUUCAAUCACUAUUUUUCUAAUUGCAUUAUCACCCAUCGUCAAUUCCGAAAUUGUACAAAAAUUACUCUUCACACUAGACCCCAUAGGUUUUAACAGACCAUUUUUAUUAGGAAAUAUCCACAUGCAUGCAAACCUCUAUUUUUUGGGGAUCAGGAAUAAUUAUAUGUUGGGACUCGGUGUUUUCUUUACAUUGAUGACCAUUGGUGUUUUAGUGUUCAUUUCCCACUUAAGUCGAUUUCUGGAUCAAAUAAUUCACAAGUUGAAAAAAAUUGGGCUUUUUCCCUCACCAAAAGUGGACACAUCUAUGCCCGAAUCCCAACUCUUGGGACUUACCCGUUUAUCCACAUCGUUACUCUUAAUUUUAGCGGUAGUCCUUUACAUUCCAUACCAGUUGGCGGCGGCAAUUUGUCUAGUGAUUCAAAUUGGCACUUGUCUCAGAAUCACCUUUAUUUCGGAAAACAAUAGAACGAGAGAAUACCUUAACUUGAAAAAUUACAACUUUUGCGUAUUUUUGCUGCUGACGCUCAUCGUUGCGGUAGAUUCCCCCAUUAUCAUUGUUUUCCUUCACAACAUUGCAAUAAGAUGGGAAACACCCUUCAAGUCACAUCAUAAUUUCGUGGCUGUAGCCCCCAUGAUACUAUUAGUGGGCAUGAACUCCAGAUUGAACAUACCUCAGUAUAGUAAAUUUGACGGUAUUAUUAUCCUUGGCUUAUUGAGUUAUAUGGGAUUUUUCAGUUUGAUUUAUGGUACCAGAAAUCUUUACUGGACGCAUCACCUCUGUAACAUUACUUGCGCAUGGUUACUUUAUGGGAUGAAACAGAUAAUAGGACAAACUUGA